CCGACACCUUUCGUAAAGAUAAGCAAGGACUCGACUAGCGUUUCACAACAUUUCAUUUGGUUUGCUGACAUUUUACCAAUCACCUAGAAAGCCUCAAAGAAUGCCUGACGUACGGUUAGUAGUCAUCGCAGUUCUUUUUCUUGUCGGAUCCGAAGCAUCUAAUAAUCAAGAUUUUCGGACAAUCCUGUUUGGUCACGGUCAUGUCGGUUACCGAGUCAUGGAAACAGUCGAGCCUAUUCGCAACAAAAGGGAUACUACGACUGCCAAUACGACGGAAAAUAACAUUUUUGAGUGCUACCAGUUCACCUGGCCCGGAGUGACGGAGAACAAUACGGUACCUGACUGCGCCAGAAUCAGAAAAUUCGUUCCGUGCUUCACACCGUUCGUUUUUACAAAUGAUACAUCGUCCCCGGAACCUGAUCCAGCUAUCGUUAAGGACUAUUGUGACACUAGGGGGUGUAAAGUAACUUGCCCCAAGACCAGUGCCAAUUCUUGCAUCCGCUAUACUUACUAUUCAGCUGGGAGAGCGGUAAAUGUUACCUACUUCUGUGGAGCCGUUCAAGACAAGACGAACGAUAUCCCUUUGAAAAAUGGGGGAUUCACAGAUACCUUGUCUGGUGGUCUAAUUUUGGGUGUUAAAUACUGCCAAGGAGAUUUGUGCAACGCAGCCAGUUCUGUGCACGUCUCCCUUUCAUUUCUCUUUACACUGAUAGCUUUUCUCGUUUUCUUGUGUUAACCCCGUUAAAAUAUACGUAAUCGUCAUUUCUAUAACGUAAAAA
Molecule: messenger RNA, 779 nt
Organism: Daphnia magna
Lineage: Eukaryota; Metazoa; Arthropoda; Branchiopoda; Diplostraca; Daphniidae
Exons: 4
Coding region: 101-736 (211 amino acids)
Source: RefSeq, a predicted model, not a curated record